Molecule: messenger RNA, 893 nt
Organism: Argentina anserina (silverweed cinquefoil)
Lineage: Eukaryota; Viridiplantae; Streptophyta; Magnoliopsida; Rosales; Rosaceae
Exons: 7
Coding region: 51-683 (210 amino acids)
Molecular function (GO): nucleic acid binding
Source: RefSeq, a predicted model, not a curated record
AGGAAAAUAAAUUGAAUCUCAAGUCGGGAUUGAAAAGGCAGGGGACGGUGAUGGUGGAGUCAUCUUCUUCGGCCAUAAACUCUUCCAAUAUCGGUUUCCAGCUUUUGAAGAAACAUGGCUGGACAGAAGGAACGGGUCUUGGUGCUUCCGAGCAGGGUAGGUUAGAGCCUGUGCAAGCUUACUUGAAGGAAAGCAAACGAGGCCUAGGAGCAGAUGCACCAAAGAAAGGAUCGUUGCAAGUUUCAGAAAAUGAAUCUAGUAGACAAUCUGGAAAGAACACUAACAACACAAAUUGGGUUCAAGAGGAAGAAAGAGUAAGAAAGGAUAUGAUAGCUUCAAGUUCAUCAACAGCCAUUAAUUCAUCCAAUAUAGGCUUUCAGCUGUUGAAGAAACAUGGUUGGAAGGAAGGAUCUGGUCUUGGCAUUUGUGAGCAGGGAAGGUUGGAACCUGUGGAAACAUACUUGAAGAAUAAUAAGCGUGGACUGGGAGCAGAUAAAAUACGGAAGGCUUUAAAGCCCCCUGAUCCUUCUCCUUUGAGUAGAAAGUGUGACCAGGAACUGCAUACAAAAAGAUCUAAGGGACUCUCAAAGAAGAUGAAGAAGAUGCGGGAGUUGGAAAGCAGAUUGCAAGAGAAGGAAUUUGAGCGGGCCUUUUUUAGGGAGUUCUGGCCAGAUAAUGUUUGAUAUUCUUUGAGCUCAGGAUGAAGAACUGUCCUUCGUUAUCUACCAUCUUGUACAACAACCUUGGCCUUUGUACAGGAGAUUCUUUCCUUUAUUUUGAACUUUAUUAUAUAUGCAGAUAUGAGCAGUAUUGUACAAUACUAUAAUGCUAAAUGGCAUUUGCCACCUUAAGUUUGCGUUUCAAUAUUGCAUUUCAAUGUUGCAAGUAGCCAA